AUGGGCCGCUGGUGGGGACUGCCACUUCCCCCAGAGAUUAUUCUGGAACUGUUUCAGUAUUUGGAACCCUCGGAUGUCGUGGCUCUCGCGCAAGCCGCGGAAGGGUUCGCCCAGCUCGCCGUCUCAGCGUACUCAUCUAGUCUCCGCGAACAUGGGCGAACGAUAUUGUUUUCUGCAGUUACAUGUGGACAUGUAAGCAUUGUCCAGCAUUACCUGGAGGGAGGAGCCGACCCCUGCGCCGCGGAUGAUGAGGGAUACACGCCAUUGCACUGGGCCGCUGCUUUCGGUCACUGCAACGUGGUGUCUUUACUCAUUGAUGUGGGAGCUGAUAUCAAUGCACGGCAUAAGAGCGGACUUACUCCACUGGAUUAUGCCAUUAUAACAGGAUAUGAUAGCGUUGUGGAGGUUCUUUUGAAUAAAGGAGCUACCAUUACGGAUGUCAGGAUUGGCCAGUCUCAAAGAACGACUCUACAUGCGGCUGCUAUCAAGGGGUAUAGCAAGAUUGCAGAGAUGUUACUAAGCCACGGAGCUCCCAUUGAUGUCAAGGAUGCCCAUGGUCAUACGCCUCUUCAUUUAGCUGUUUCAGAAGGGCAUCUUGAGAUAGUUCGGGCGCUGCUUUGUGCUGGGGCAACCGUCGUCAUUCAAGAUGAAAUAGGCGACUCACCACUGCACCUCGCUGCUGGCAACGGUUAUUUUGCUAUCGUACAGGAGCUUCUGAAUAAGGGAGCAGAUCCUUCUCUGCAAGGUCACGAAAAUGCUACGCCAUUGCACCAGGCAUCUUUAAUGGGUUUCGUUGACGUUGUCCAGCUUCUUCUAGAAUCCGGGGCAAAUGUGUCUGCUCAAAGUUUAGAUGGAAAAACUCCUCUUCUCCAAGCCAGUGGCGCCGGCCAGGUUGCAACCGUGCGGCUGCUUCUAGGUGCCGGAAGCAGUCCUUCAUUUCCAGAUGAGGAUGGGAACACGCCACUACACUUCGCUGUCCUUUCAGGGAAAGCAACUAUCGCUGAAAUGCUGAUAGAAGCUGGAGCGCAUGUCGAUAGCGCAAAUGACAAGAACCAGACCCCCUUACACUGGGCAGCAAAAGGACAUGAAGAGAUAGUCCCUACUUUGCUGAAUCACAAAGCUGAUACCCAUGCUCGCAGCCAUACAGGGUGGACUCCGCUACAUUGGGCAGCUAACGAGGGUCAUGUCGGUAUAAUGACAGCUUUAUUGAAAGCCGGGGCCCUCGACCAGAUUCAAAAUGAACAUGGGGAAUCAGCGCUGCACUUGGCCGCUCAGAAAGGGCAUGAAGCUGUCGUCCAAUUGCUUAUCCAACGGGACAGCAAUCCACAUCUCACCGACAAUAAACUUCGCACAGCUCUGCAUUAUGCAGCUGGCGAAGGACAUGAGGAAAUAGUAAGAAUAUUGCUGAGUAUCAAAGUCAGAUCAGACAGCAGAGAUAUCGAUGGUCGGACUCCGCUUUACUAUGCAGCACUCCAUGGACAUGUGACGAUCGCAAAAAUGCUUCUUGAUUUUGGUACCACCCUUGACGAGACCGUCAAGGAAGCCUUUUUAGAGGCUGCAGAAGCUGGGCACGAAUUGAUGGUUCAAUUUCUCAUCAUAAAUGGCAUUGAUCUGUCUUUCAAAGAUAUAAGCGGAUAUACAGCGUUGCACAGGGCCGUUCUGGGGAGUCAAAUUAAAGUUCUCAAACUUCUUCUCAAUACAGAGGCUGAUAUCUCUGCCCGGGAUAACAGGGGGAAAACAGCAUUGCAUCUUGCUGCCCAGGAGGGCGAGGAUGAAAUUGCCAAAGUUCUCUUGGGAAACAGUGAAAUAAGGAAUCUCCAGGAUUGUGAUGGCUGGACGGCUCUGCAUUGGGCGGUUAAUAACGAACAUGAAAACACCGUCCAGUCUCUAUUAGAUGCUGGUGUUGAUCCUAGUAUUAAUUCCUUCGAUGCAUGCAGGCCGCUUGAUUUGGCAGAAGUUGGGGCUCUAGAAACAAUUGAGCAGAUGCUACAAGAGGCAUUAGCAGCAACAGACAGGCCAACCAUUGGUGACGCGCCUCCAUGA
Molecule: messenger RNA, 2043 nt
Organism: Aspergillus fischeri NRRL 181
Lineage: Eukaryota; Fungi; Ascomycota; Eurotiomycetes; Eurotiales; Aspergillaceae
Gene: ftmI
Product: protein ftmI
Exons: 1
Coding region: 1-2043 (680 amino acids)
Molecular function (GO): protein binding
Source: RefSeq, a predicted model, not a curated record